Molecule: messenger RNA, 2070 nt
Organism: Gymnogyps californianus (California condor)
Lineage: Eukaryota; Metazoa; Chordata; Aves; Accipitriformes; Cathartidae
Gene: TYW3
Product: tRNA-yW synthesizing protein 3 homolog
Exons: 6
Coding region: 10-792 (260 amino acids)
Biological process (GO): tRNA methylation
Cellular component (GO): cytoplasm
Molecular function (GO): tRNA methyltransferase activity
Source: RefSeq, a predicted model, not a curated record
CCGCCCGUCAUGGCGGCUUUCCGGCAGUGGAAGGCGCAGCGACUGGCGCGGGCGGACGGCAGCAGGAAAGGCGCCCUGGACGAGCGGGCCGCCGCCGUGGUGGAGCUCCUCAACGGGCGAGCCCGGUUCUGCACCACCAGCUCCUGCUCGGGCCGUCUCGUCCUGGCGCAGGGCAGCGCCGCGGAUGUAAACAGCUGGGAGAUCCAGAAGAAAAACUGCACAUGGCUCAUGGUAACACAUGAAACGUGUAUCAAAGAUGAUGUGAUGACAGCAUUAGAGAAAGCCACUGGUGAUGUUGUGCUCAAGUUUGAACCCUUUGUUCUUCAUGUGCUAUGUCAAGAGCUGCAAGAUGCACAGCUUCUGCAUUCAGUGGCUAUCGAUUCUGGCUUCAAGAACUCUGGUAUUACAGUUGGCAGAGGAGGAAAAAUUAUGAUGGCUGUCCGGAGCACUCAUUGCUUAGAAGUUCCAUUGAGCCACAAGGGGAAACUGAUGGUCUCCGAAGAAUAUAUUGAAUUUCUGAUACAUGUAGCUAAUCGGAAAAUGGAAGAAAACACAAGGAGGAUUGACAGAUUCUACAAACACUUAGAGUUAGCUUUAAAAACUUCCGUCAGUGCAAAUAACUCGCCUUCUGAGGAGACAGAGAAGAAUCGCCCUGUGUACACUCACAGAAGAAAGAGAAAGACCAUUCAAGAACAAGAUGUACGCACCUCUCCAAAGGAUCACAACAAAGAACUGGAGCCUGAGGACGAUACAGAAAACACUCUUGAUAUUUUUGCUGAAAUCAUGAUAUAAACUAAGGCAUUUGAAAGCAAAUGGCAAACUGAGUAAUAAUUGUAAUGCUCUUUGUAAGAGAUAUAAACACUGCCCUGUUCUAAGUAGUAACACUCUCAUGGACAUUUACCAGGAAAAAAGGUAAUUAAACAGAAUUGUGAACAGGUUUAAUGCCACAGAAGCACAGAGAACAAAACCUUAGAAUGUUUUGGGGGUUUUUUUAACAGCACUGUUGACUUAACAAUCUUUUACUCUGUCAGUUAUGACAGAAAUAACUGGCUUGCUACAGCCUCGGCCAUGUUCUCUGUGGAAGCGUUUCACUUCCAAAUGCUGAGUUUAGGCCUGGUUUUUGCAGAGCAGAGAAACUCUAAAAACUGGGUUGUUAUCCUUGAAGGUUUUUAAUCCGUGUAGGACCUCUGCAAAACAGUGUGCACCAAUAUACCUGGCCCUUUCAGAACAGCACAAAGCCACGUUAGUCAGCUGAAGAACAGUACCUGGUGUGGAGGUUAGAGUAGAAAAGUAGAAGUUAACGCACUGCUCUGUGCCGGCUUCAGCCAGGCGCGUCCGGGAUCCUUCCCGACUGUUGCACCGGGCAGCAAAGUUGAUGCUGUUGUCCUGCACUUCACUGUGUUUCAGGCUCCAGCCCCUCUGUGUUCACGUGUUCUGCUUCCCUUGGCCGGCAGCCAUUAAGCGUUAUUUUUCUUUGCAUCUUUUAGCCAACUCGGUAUGCUGAUAGUUCGUUAGCUCACUUACAUAUCAUUCCAUGUGGCCAGCACCCAGCUCCAGUUCCAGCUGUUGGGCAGAAAGUCAACCAAAGCAUACAGCAACGGGCUUUCUUACCCGGCUGUGAACCACUGACAUGCAAUAAACAUUAGGUAUAAAACAGUGGAAUCAUUUGUGUGUUCCUGUAUUGUACCCCUGAAAAAGUCACCCCAUACUCGUGUUUUUCAGAAAAAUGGUGAAUUUGUAAACCUUAGCAACAGUGAAUUCUGAGCCUGCCCUUUUAUGACUGAGUGAUCGCUAACACUGCAAAACAAGACCCUGACUGAAGGAAGUGGUUUAUUUGGUACCGUAACUCCCAGUUCAUAUAGGUCAUUGUUUCCAUUAUGUAAGCCUAUGUCUUGGGGACAUUUUAAUUCCACUGUAAAAAUUUGGCAUACUAGGUGGCAGCCAAAGGGAAAAGUAAUUGGGGGCUUUAAAUAGAUUCUGAAAGACCUGUUAGGCUGUGUUUCCAGCAGCAGGCAUGCCAAAACAAAUAAACUUGAGCCUUUUGUGUUGCUUGUUUGUGUUACUAACUUA